GCGGCGGGCGGGCGGGAGCCGAGUGCCCCGUGUGCACGUGUGGUGGCGCGGCGGCGGGCGGGCGACACCCCCGCCCCCUCGGAAGGAAGGCGCAGGGCCGCGCUCGGCUCUCGCGGCCUCCGUCACCCGCUCGGCGCCCAGCCCGAGGCGAGGAGGCCGGCUGGUGGGGUUGGCGUGGCCCGAGCCCAGGGCGCCGAGAGCUCAGGGCGGCGGCGGCGGCGGCGUUGAGAGCGGCGGGAACAACGGCCUCGGCGGGCAGGGAAGAUGAAAGGUAGCCGGAUCGAGCUGGGAGAUGUGACACCACACAAUAUUAAACAGUUGAAGAGAUUAAACCAGGUCAUCUUUCCCGUCAGCUACAAUGACAAGUUCUACAAGGAUGUGCUGGAGGUUGGUGAGCUAGCAAAACUUGCCUAUUUCAAUGAUAUUGCAGUAGGUGCAGUAUGCUGUAGGGUGGAUCAUUCACAGAAUCAAAAGAGACUUUACAUCAUGACACUAGGAUGUCUGGCUCCAUACCGAAGGCUAGGAAUAGGAACUAAAAUGUUAAAUCAUGUCUUAAACAUCUGUGAAAAAGAUGGCACUUUUGACAACAUUUACCUGCAUGUGCAGAUCAGCAAUGAGUCAGCAAUUGACUUCUACAGAAAAUUUGGCUUUGAGGUUAUUGAGACAAAGAAGAACUACUAUAAGAGAAUAGAGCCCGCAGAUGCUCAUGUGCUGCAGAAAAACCUCAAAGUCCCUUCUGGCCAGAAUGCAGAUGUGCAAAAGACAGACAACUGAUCAAAUGACAAAUGAACUUUCUUGCACUUGCUUGUCGCCAAAUAAAAGAGAGGCCCAUUGAUUCCCCCCCCCCUUUCUUUUAAAGCUUUUCACCCUCCUUUGUCCUUUCCCCCCCUUUUUUUCCUUUCCUCUUAAAAUUUUUAAUAUGUUCAAGGACUUAAAAUUAAUCAUGUUUGGAUUGUUUCAGUUCUCUUUUUUUUUUUUUCCUUUUUAUUUUUGGUGAGGUGGUUUGACAAUAGGAAAGAAAAAUAUACAUUAGUUUCACAGUUAAGCUAUAUGGGUCUUUAAAAUUUGAGUAUAAAUUUCAAAUUUUUUUAGCCUUUUUUUUAAUGUCCUGCUUUCACAUUGAAGGGCAGAGCCUACAAAUUAUCGUAUAUUUCAAAAAACAAAAAAACAGCAAUAUUUUGUUUUCUAACUCAUAGACAAGUUUAGUGUGUUUGUGGUACUUUGGGUUUUUUAAGACUGUGGGAUGCUAAUCCCUGGACAUUGCCUUCACUCCACCUCUUUCCUUCUGAGUACUAUAUCAGGAGUUUAGACCAUUUGUUAUCCUUAUAAGAAAUACUAAGCUUAUUUUGUUUUUUUGAAAGCAAUUAUUUCUUCUUCGAUGAAAGUUAAGGGUGGGUGGGAGAGUUUUGGUAGAUAGUGUCAAAAACAUUGUUCUCAGUAUUUGAGUUAAACUGCAUUUUGCUAAUGAGUGAACUGGUUUUUAGCAGGUUUGGUUUUCCUGCGGUUGAUUAUUAGUGGCAUUAACUUUUAGAGUGUGGGCUGGUGAGAUUAAUUUUUUUUAAUAUCCCAGCUAGAGAUAAUGGCCUUUAACUGACCUAAAGAUGUUUGUUGUGAUUCACCCCCCCCCCCCCAGUCUUUUUUGUUCAGUAAACCCACAAUAGAUAGUCUAACUUUGAAAAUGAAGUUGAUAGUGUCCUUAUAGGUCAAUAUCUCUAAAUAAGCCUGAAGCAGGUGUUUUCUCUUGGACAUAUUAAAAAAUACCUAAAAGGAAGCUUCAAGGAACUUGUGGCACAAUAAAUGCAUUUAAUGUUAGCUACUCCGGAUUGUUUAAAAUUUGGCCACUGAGCAUUUGAUUAUAUAGGAAAGAAUAUCUAGUCAGUAUUUUUGAGAAUAAUAUAGCUGUGCUAUUGCUUAUCUGUUGGAGAACAUCCCAGAUUUGCUUACAUUCUGUGCCUAUUAUAGUAAGGAUUUGGGGGAGGGAGAAUUGUUGAACAUAACCGUUUUUAUUCUUGGAAAAAUAGAAGCCUAGAAGUGUUAAUAAUGCAAGUGUCACUGUGACUUCCUCUUCUUCACAGGACUGGUUUAUGCCAGAUCAUUUAAUGACACAUAGGGACUGGCUUUGAUUGGGUUGAUAUUUUUUGUGAGAUAAGGGACAUCUGGCAUUUUCAUUUUUCCUCCAUAGUCCCAUCUCCAGUAUUUAAAAAAAUUUAGAUUGCCAGUACUGUGGCCCAAGUAACGUUCUGAUUAGACAUUGAAAAUGCACAAGGUUUGACAUUUCUGUCAUCUGACUUUUAAGUGAAGAUUAAUUUAGUUUCAGGAAAGUUCUGGCAUAAAAGACUCAUUUCUCCCAACAUGUUAAGUAUCAGAAUUAUUUUACACGACGUUUAUGCACAUUUUUGAGAAUGUGAAAGUUAAAAGUACAGUAGACUUCUAUAGUCUUAAUUGAGUGCCAAGCGUAAUACAGAAAAGGAAGAUAGUUGUCGAAUGAGUGUGUAGGGUCCUAAUCUUAAGAUAGCAAAAUUAUAGAAAGACCAUACUGAUUUCUUGAGUCUCAGUUUCUUAAGCAGUCCAAAUCUAAGCUUAGAAGAAAAGUUUAGCAUUAAGCACCUUUAAAACUUCAUGGAUAAGUUUCAGCUUGCUCUUGCCAAGACUAAGUGUGUGAGUUACAGAAGGGAAAAUUAGUUUGAAGAAUUCAGCCUUUUUGUAAACUUCCAGAUAUCAAAAUAGAUUUUGAUAUAUAAAUGAGUUUUCUGAGAUGACACUGCCUCUAUUUCUAUAACCAUUUCACCUGGACUAUCUAAUCAGUCCUAUGAAUGUAUCCCUAAAUGUGGUUAUUGAAAACCGAGUACCUGCCUCAUGACAAUUAAGUACAUAUUAUUUAAGGAGGAAAAAAUAAUAAAUUUUGAAUUGAGUGUGUAGGCUCCCUAUCAUAGUUUCUUUUUCCAUACUAGUCAGUGAUUUUACCUAAAUUGUAUAUGUUUAUAAAGGGUUAAUUGUCCUACAUGAAACUGUUUUAAAUAAUUCCAUCUGCUAAAGGAGGAGGAUGUAGAAAUAGAAGCUGGGGUGCUAGUAGUUCAUAUGCUUACAAGUUGGUAAAGACUGAAAUAAUGUCCCCUGUUGGAUAUUUUGAGAUGUAAUAAAAAUUAUUGUGGUAAAACUAUUAGAAAAUCACAAGAUAUGUCCAUCAUAUUUUCCAGGACAAAUCAUUUUUACUGUGGGGCGAAUAGGCAAAAGUCGUAUAUUUUACAUUAGUCCUAAAGAAAAGAAUUUGUGGAGAAAUCUAUGCAAUAUAAUUUGUCCAAAUUAGUUUUCAUUUGAGGAAAGAAGUCUGAAAUCCUCCAGUUUACUCAUUUGAAAAUCCUCCAAAAAUAACUAUUGGGAAUCCAUGGUGUGGGGUAGAAAAGGAAAGCUCCCUCAGUUUUUUGGAGGGAAUAACUUUAAAAAUACUUAAAUGCUAAGUUUACUUGGUGCAGUUAAGAAUUAAACUUGUUGAUUUUAACAUUGCUGUUACAUCUGAAAUAAACUUAUGUGAUGUUCUGGUA
Messenger RNA from Sorex fumeus (smoky shrew), 3542 nucleotides. RefSeq names its product N-alpha-acetyltransferase 50, NatE catalytic subunit (gene NAA50). Bases 265 to 774 code for a protein of 169 amino acids. Gene Ontology annotation, biological process: mitotic sister chromatid cohesion. Gene Ontology annotation, cellular component: NatA complex. The record is from RefSeq and is a predicted model, not a curated record. NCBI's taxonomy places the organism in Eukaryota, Metazoa, Chordata, Mammalia, Eulipotyphla, Soricidae. Gene Ontology annotation, molecular function: acyltransferase activity, transferring groups other than amino-acyl groups. The transcript is spliced from 5 exons.